AUGGCCCAGGGCCCAAAAGCCCAUUACGUUGCUUCCCUAACCAACCCACCCGUCUUCCUAGUUGCUUCCCUCGCUCAGAGCCUCUAUAAAUUGGAUUUUACGUUCAUGCAAUUCUCGCCCAGUCGCACCUUCAUCUGGUGCAGGGUGCGGGUUGGGUUCAUCAAUUCUGUGAAUCUUGCUUCUGAGGGUAGGCGUGGGGAUACCAGAGUCUUUCCGGGAAGGAAGAGAGGGGACUCUCCGUUUUCAAUAGAUCUUUCACUGUCUUCUUUUGAGGGGGAAGCCGGGGCCUCGGCCUCGGCGGCUUUCAAAGCCCCCACCUUCACAGCCCUAUCAACAAAACCCUAA
Sphenostylis stenocarpa is the source of this 345-nucleotide messenger RNA. Lineage: Eukaryota; Viridiplantae; Streptophyta; Magnoliopsida; Fabales; Fabaceae. The record is from the annotation of a GenBank genome assembly.